Messenger RNA from Camellia sinensis, 309 nucleotides. The record is from RefSeq and is a predicted model, not a curated record. Lineage: Eukaryota; Viridiplantae; Streptophyta; Magnoliopsida; Ericales; Theaceae.
AUGAAAGGCCAGUUGAGGUUUGGCAAGAAAGGUAAACUAUCACCUCGUUACAUUAGGUCGUUUCAAAUUUCGGAAAGGCUUGGUCCAGUUGCUUACAGAGUUGCUUUACUGUUGGGAAUGGAACAAAUGCACAAUGUGUUUCACGUGUCAAUGUUGAGAAGCUAUCUCCGAGAUCCGUUCCACAUAAUUGACUAUCACCGAAUAGCCCUUGAUGAAAAUAUGAAGUACGGGGAAUGGCCAGAAUGGAUUAUCGAUCGACAAGUAAAGCAGCUGAGGAGCAAAUCCAUUCCAAUGGUGAAGAUGGAAUAG